GUGGCCGGGGCCAUUGCUCUGUCCGCUGGGUUUUCCCCCCUUCCUGCCGGUUCUGCUGUUCGUUAGUCCGCCUGUUAAAAAGAGGUGGCAAGAUGGCCGAGCUGGGCAGCAAGGGGGUCACCGCCGGGAAAAUCGCCAUCAACGUUCAGAAGAAGCUGACCCGGGCGCAGGAGAAGGUCCUUCAGAAGCUUGGGAAAGCAGAUGAAACAAAAGAUGAGCAGUUUGAACAGUGCGUGCAAAACUUCAAUAAACAGCUGUCUGAAGGCACGAGGCUGCAGAAGGACCUCCGAACUUACUUGGCUUCCGUGAAAGCUAUGCAUGAGGCCUCAAAGAAGCUGACAGAGUGUCUGCAGGAAGUUUAUGAACCAGAUUGGCCAGGAAGAGAUGACACGAAUAAAAUAGCAGAGAACAAUGAUCUCCUCUGGACAGAUUUCCAUCAGAAGCUAGUGGAUCAGGCACUCCUGACCAUGGAUACGUACCUUGGCCAAUUUCCUGAUAUUAAAUCUCGUAUAGCGAAGCGAGGGCGGAAACUUGUGGAUUAUGACAGUGCUAGACACCACUUUGAAGCCCUGCAAACUGCAAAGAAGAAGGAUGAAACCAAAAUUGCAAAGGCUGAAGAAGAGUUAGUAAAGGCUCAGAAGGUAUUUGAAGAGAUGAAUGUUGAUCUACAGGAGGAGCUGCCUUCACUAUGGAAUAGCCGUGUUGGUUUCUAUGUCAACACAUUCCAGAGUAUAGCAGGUCUAGAAGAGAACUUCCAUAAAGAAAUGAGCAAGUUGAACCAAAACCUCCAUGAUGUCCUGUUGGGUCUAGACAAGCAGUACUCGGGCAAUGCCUUCCCUGUUAAAGCACAGCCCAGUGACAGCACCCCAGCGAAAGCAAAUAAAAGCCCCUCGCCUCCACCAGAUGGAUCUCCCAUCACCAGCCCUGAGACCAAGACUGUCAACCAUGAUCUGGAACCGUCCACUUUGGAAGCGCCUGGGGCAGGCAUCCCCAAGUCACCAUCUCAGCCUGCAGAAGCAGCCCAGGCCGGAGCUGAAGCAGCUGGAUCAGAAGCAGCAGCUGGAGCUGAACCAUCUAAAACUGAAGCUGAUUCAGGAUCGAGCUCUCUGCCUGCUGUUGUUGUGGAAACUUUCCCUGCUACCGUCAAUGGCACUGUGGAAGGAGCUUCAUCUGAAAGAGCUGACAUGCCCCCAGGUUUUCUAUUCAAGGUCCAGGCCAUGCAUGAUUACACAGCCACUGACAGCGAUGAGCUGCAGCUGAAGGCUGGGGAUGUGGUGCUUGUGAUUCCUUUUGAGAACCCUGAGGAACAGGAUGAAGGAUGGCUGAUGGGUGUGAAGGAGUCUGACUGGAUCCAGCGCAAGGAACUUGACCAGUGCCGAGGGGUUUUCCCAGAAAAUUUCACAGAGCGGGUGCAGUGAAAGCCCAAGCCCACCAGAUGUGUUUCUGCUGGAAGAAAGCAAGUUUUCUGUUAGAUAAUUGAAAAAAGAACAGUGAAAUGAAGAGAGAAUUUUAAAGGAACAGAAGCCUGGGAAAAAGUCAACUUAAAGAGUGUGUUCUUCUCAAAGGGCAAGGUUUCAGAAGCAAAUUGAAAUUCAAAGUGUUACCAACAUAUAUACAUAUUAAUAAUAAUAAGGCAAGUCAAAUACCCUUUUCCCCCUUUGGUUUUAACAGCAUUUGGAUUCAACGGACUGAUGCAGAAGCAACUCAGUGGUUCUCUGAAUACUGUAUUGACUGAAUUGGUGAGAUGUCAGUCUGAUCCCUGGAGAGGCAGUAUUAGUCUGAUGGCUUGAGAGUAGAAAGCCGCAUUUGCUCUUGGGUUGGUCAGUCUGUUUUGUCUUGGAGGUGGCUUGCAUGGCAACCGUAAAAAUUCAGCCUUUCCUAUCUGUUCAACCUACAGUAGGCCAAACUUUCUGUUAUGCUGUUAAAAAAAAUUCAGUGUAUAGUGUUCACCAAUACAGUGUAUGUGUGUGUGUGCGUGUAUUUUAUUUUCUUCCUUUAAAAACAAUAUUACACAAACUAUGAUUUUGUAUAUGUAAAGACAAAAGAAACUACAUGGAGAGGGCAUGGAGAAGAUGGAAUGUGUGAAGCUGUGCUCAGUCCAAAGGUCUUUCAAAUGCAGACACCUGAAUUCUCACAGUAGUAUUGGCCUGUGAAAUGCUAAGAGGAAUGGGCAAAGUCAAGAGAAGAUACAAGACAAAACAAGCAGAUGCCAUUUAGAUGGCUCUGAAAUGUAGGAGAAGGGAUUCUCUGCCCCCCCAGACCCUGCAGGCAGUUUCAGAAAAGCCUAGAUUCAUGUAGAUGAAAGAUAGCUCUAAAAUCUGUCUGGUUAGUAAAAUUGCUUUUAAAGAAAGAGAUACGGAAAGACUAUUUUUUUUUUUUUUUAAAGAAUGAGAAAAAACACUGAGGAAAAAACAAUUUGCAUUCUGUGUUUUAAAUUGGCAUUGUUAUUUGUGGAAUUGUAUUUCUUAUUUUCCUUUGAAGAAUUCUGUAAGCGAUAUAUUGUUAGAUCAGCUUUCUCCAGUGCUGUGCUGGUGAUCAAAUUAACAUCUAUGAAAACUGGACUCUUGAAGUACUCAUUUAAAAUGGCUGCAAGACUUCAUAAUAUUUUAAUGCAUUAAAAAGGGAGGCAAGAAUAUCAAAGUGGCAGUGUCAAGAAGACACUCUGCAUCUAAUACUGAUGCUGAGACCUUUCCUAUACUUUUCCUUUGCUUCUAUUUGUUUUUGAGCUCUUUUAGUUUAAGCAAACAGAUGACAAGGCUGUUUCAGAGUGCAUAUUACACUUGUUAAAAUAAGCUGGUCUGACCCUCCAAGAAUCUGAAGUCCCACAAAGGUACUUUAAACUUUACUUGAAUACUGAUGCAGAUGGCAAACAGGUCAGGCUAUUACCAUUUCUUAUGUGCCCAAUGUCCCCCUGAUUGUUUUGCCUUGAAUAAAUUUUUAACAGUGAGAUUACUUCCCGCUGUAAAGGGACAGAAUCACUCUCUGAAAUAAUUUUCCUAACUGUUAGGAACUGGCUUUUGUCAAAGAUGCAUGGAAUGCUGACACACACUACUGAAAAUCCCACUUUUCCAACCUGUUUUGACUAUUUGUAAGACAACAGACAAACAUUGUAGAACAGAAGUGGAGGGCUUUGUUUUGGUGUGUGGUUUUAUUUUAUUUUCUUUUUUUUUAAUAUAAUUUUAGUUCAGAGGGAAAGAUUAGAUUUUGAUUAGAAAAUAUAUUCUUAUGAAUGCAAGAAUUGCUGGAGUUCCUCCUGCUUUCAGCUUGGGGAGGUGAUCUCUGUGUGUUAGUUAUUUACAGCAGUGUAACAGGCAUCAAGAUCUGUCCUAUGUACCCAAUCCCCCCCACCUUUUUUUUUUUUUAAUUAAAAAAACCCCAAACAUGCGGGAAUUUAUGUUUUUAUAUCACUGUUACAAAACCCAAUAGUAUUUGGGAGUAGCUGCUCACCGUACAGAAGGACUGGACUCCACAAAUUAUAGUAGUAGGAUGAGUUGUUGCUUUGGAAUACUGCCUUGUUUGGUUUUGUUUUUUUUUAUUUUUCAUUGGGGUUGUCUUUAUUAUUACUCUCUUUUUUCUUUUUCUCAGAAUAUCUAUUUUUAUGCAUUUGACUUCCAUUAAUCCUUUAAAAAUAUUCAUAGAAAAAAAUAUACAUUUAAAUAUAUGUAGAAAUAUAUAUAUUAAAAAGCAGGUUGAUCCAAUUAACAUAGUGCUGUCAGUUUAAAAUGUUUAUUUUUAUGCAAAACCUGUGGAUUAUUGUUUUUUUAAAAACAAAGACAAGAUUCUAAGUACUAGAGCUGUGACUUUUUUUUUGUUGUCUUGCAAGUAGUUCUUGUAGCCCAUUUAGAAAGCUGUAUUGACUCCUAAUUUAUUGUGGGCUUUUUUCCCCUGAUUUUGUUGUCUUCUGCUGUGUUUGAACCAGAUGACUGUCCCAACAAGGAUCCUUGUAAGGCCUUCUCAUUUUCUUGAGCUUGCAAAGCAACUAUCCAGUACUGUAUUGUCCCUGCAGACAUCAUAACACUCUGCAAAAAAAGGGAUGUUGUUUUCAGGUCACGUUGAGUGAUGCUCAAAUAUUGCUAGUGGGGAGGAUGCUGCGUGUCUCCCCAUUUGCUUCCCCGCAGCACAAAAAUCCCAACCCUCAGAACCCUUUGCAGUGCAGGUAGGAUGGGUUCCCUGUCAGCAUCUCAGUCAGACUCUGAAAAUGCAGGAUGGGACCCACAGUUUAUAAAUUGCCUUAUAUGAGAGCAGGGUGGUAUAGCAGGAAGCUUGUAGAUGUCAGUGUUUUUUGGAACCAGGAGAACUCUUGUCUGCCUCCUGGAUCAUGUUCAGCCCAUUGCAAACAGCAACUCCUCCUGUUGUCAGUAUUUUUGUGUGCUUAAAUAGCUUGACUGUAGCUCGUAUUACCUGGUGAAAUGAAUUUCCCAUUUUCUUUGUUUUAGGACUGAUUCAAAUACAAAGAGGGACAGUAAACUCCCAAAUAGGCUGUGCCCACAGUGAUUUUUCAGUUUGCAGGCUGAACUGAAAAAUCUGGGGAAAAAAGUUGUAAGGGUGACCUAGGAUAUUUUUUUUUUCCUCAGUGGAAUAAAAAAGGGAAAAACCAAAACACUAAAAAAAUCUUCUCAACCAAACUGAAGCAUUAAUUUGUAGGGUUGCUUUUUCACUUUUAAAGAACAUCAUGACUUAGGCUAUAACAAGUUGCUUUGAAGCAAAAAUGUGAAACCUUCUCUUCUGAAAAUGCUGAAAGAAAAUGUUUUCAUGUUAAUAGUGCUUUUGCCUUAUUUAAUCUGAUGACUGGUUUCAGUUAAUCCUAAAUGGCAUUUUUUGGUAAAUAUAUUACCCAUUGAAGAGAACCCAAAGAAGCCUGUUGCCCAGUUUGUCUCUACUGCCAGGUACACUGGACACAUUUCAGGAUUUACCAGUACUUGGCCCAGCAAAGCUGCUGCUUCUCCAUCUAAUAAUCUUCCAUUUUAUUGUUUCACUGGGUGAACAAUAAAAGCAUCUCUUACCCUGUGCCAUUGACUGGUUUUGUAGCCUGGUUUAGAAAGAUAUUUUUGCUUUAACAGUCUCUGUUUGGUCACAUGUUUAUGACUAUAGGUUUAUGACUAUAGGUUUAUGACUAUAGGUUUAUUUAGGCUCCAAUUUGAGCUUAAUCUCAUUGUGCAGUGGCAAUUAUUGUUUACCCAACUGAUAAGAAAGAAAAAAGGCAUUGCUUUUUCCCCCCUUUCUCUAUCUUAGCAAUGUCAGUAAUAUAUCUUUAUUAGCAUUAGAGAAAGAUCCCAUGGUAAAGAUGAAUGUGUUGUGUUUCAGGUGAGACUCCUACAUACUCUGUGCUACUUUCCAUGGGCAUUCCUCAGCUGUCUGCUUUUACCAUCUUUGUGGUUUUUGGCUGUGGUGAUGCAGUAAAAGGGAUUGUGCCGGCUUCAUUCCAGAUGCUCAGAGCUAGUCCUUGAAGCUUUGUUCAGAGUUGCAGAAACCUGUCCUGUCCCACUAUCCAAAGACAUUGGCCAAGGCAAACACCCCCAAGUCAAAGGGGUCUCCCUUUAAUGACCUGGUGUGAAGGCUCCAUAUUCUACCUGGAAUUGGGAUGACAGAUCAGUUAAGUUCUGGAACAGCCUUUUGAAGGAAAAAGGGCCAAGGCUAUGGAGAUGCUGAGGGAGGAUGGAGGGAUGAUACAUUAUCCUUUUUAUUUUGGGUUGAUGGCCUGACUGCUGCACCUGUUGGUUCCAGGGAGCUCUGGAACCUUUUUCUUUAAUGUUGAGAACAAAAUGUGAGCAGUGAAGGUGUGCAUGGUUGAUACAGUAACAACUGUCUCUCCUGCAGAUGAUAUCAAGCUUAGUUUCCUAACUUAGGUCCUGCUUUGUGCCAGAUUGAAUGCUCUCUGCUACUAUUGUAGAUGUUUGGAUGCUGUGCAGUCCAUACCCCAAAACAGUGAAUGGAGGAUACAGAGAUGCCUCUCCUAGCCCUUCCAAAGAAGAGCUACUUAUCUCCCACAGACAAAGACUGUGUGUUUCUAACAUAGUAGCCUCUGAUUUCAGUAGCCUCAGUGACUUUCAGCAUCUGGACCCACUCUCCAGCUCCUCCUCCUUCCCAGCCUUUGCUAUGCUCUACUGGGAUGAAGAAGGCAUAGGGCACUUCCAAGCAGCCUAAAGUGCAAAGCUAGAAGAUGCACAAACAUGUCCAUUGGUAAAUCCUGCACAGUGUAGCUUGAUAAUGCUAAUAUAGGGAAAAUAAGUAACAGCUUUUCUUCUCUAGGCUGCCAAAGGGAAGCUAUUCCUUGUCACACAAGUACCAUCACACCUAGCACUGGUGCAGACACCUCUCUGCUUGCAUGCUCUGUUUUAGACAUUUCUGAGUAGCAAACUCCUGAUUGAAAGGUAUCCUGUGUGGUGCCCAGAGCUGGAUUGUGCCACCAGCACUUGUGGAGCUUGGGGGUCUGUAGCUGGCACAUGGGAAUUAGUUAUUUCAGAAAUUUUGUUUAUGAAACUGAAUGGAGAAGCUACAGCUGCAAAGACUGGUCUGUAUGAACAUGUACUUUGGUGUAUCUUGUGUCUGUAAUUCCUUCACCUGUUUUUACAGUGUACUCUGCUAAUCCUGACCCUAGUCUGCAUUUCAUGUAGAUGGUCCCUACUUAAAACUUGCCACAUGCAGUCCUGGGCUUAUUGCUUCUCUUUAACUGAAUCAAAUGGCAGCAACUUUGGCAAUGUAUUGGCAAUCUCUUUUCCUUCUGUUAAAUUAGUCUCUUGAGUUUUACCACAAUGACCUGAAAACAUUUGGGUUUUGAGUGUUUUUUUUUUAAUUAUUUUAAUUUUGUUUUGUUUAAAUGAAGCUGAACAGUUCCCACUGUAUUCAGAGCUGUGACGCCCAGUUCCAGUAAUAAGUACUAGAUGGAUUUGUCCCAUUUUGUUUCUUGGUGAUGUUCAGAAAUAUAAUUUGUGUCAUCUUAA
Messenger RNA from Melopsittacus undulatus (budgerigar), 6941 nucleotides. RefSeq names its product bridging integrator 1 (gene BIN1). Gene Ontology annotation, molecular function: phospholipid binding; tau protein binding. The transcript has 14 exons. Lineage: Eukaryota; Metazoa; Chordata; Aves; Psittaciformes; Psittaculidae. Gene Ontology annotation, biological process: regulation of endocytosis. The record is from RefSeq and is a predicted model, not a curated record. The coding region runs from base 93 to 1418 and encodes 441 amino acids. Gene Ontology annotation, cellular component: plasma membrane; synaptic vesicle; cytoplasm.